Messenger RNA from Microcebus murinus (gray mouse lemur), 2096 nucleotides. NCBI's taxonomy places the organism in Eukaryota, Metazoa, Chordata, Mammalia, Primates, Cheirogaleidae. The record is from RefSeq and is a predicted model, not a curated record.
AUGCUGGAGAACUUUACACUUCUGUCAUCUGUAGGUGUUUCUGUAGCUGUGUCACCAUUCAGGACUCAAAAACAAUGUGAGUCCACCCAGAUCUCCCAGCCUUGUGAGACACGUAGUUCUCUCCUAAAAGGCAUUCUGCACCUGUCUCAGCAGAACAGAACACACCCUGAGCAAGGGUUGUACACAUGUGUGGCAGUGCACCUGCACCAAAAGUGGCAGCUUUGAGAGAAACUCUCCAGAAGUGACGAGGAGAGUCGUUUAUUUGUGAAGAAUGACAGAGUUCAUGUGGCAGAAAGGAGCUUCCCAUGCGUGGAGAGCAGCAAGGAUUCUACUGCUAACUCAGACCUUCUCCAGCAACAGGCCCUUCAUGGUGGGUGGAAGCCACACAGGGACACCCAGGGCAAGGUGGCCUUUCAAGGUGGACAGAAUGACUAUAGCUGCAGCCAGUGUGGAAAAGACUUUUGCCACCAACAUAUGCUUCUGGAGCACCAAAAAAUACAUACUGGGGAAAGACCUCAUGAGUGCAGUGAAUGUGGGAAAUUGUUUAGGUACAACCCCAACCGUACUAAACAUCAGCGAAAUCACACUGGAGAAAGGCCUUAUAAUUGUAGUGAAUGUGAGAAAGCCUUCAGCCUCAAACAUGUUAUUCAGCACCAAAAAAUUCACACUGGAGAAAGGCCUUAUGAGUACACUGAAUGCAGGAAGGCCUUCAUUAGAAAGUUCCACCUAGUUCAGCACCAGAAAAUCUACACUGAAGGAUUCUUUCCAAAAAAUCUUGUUGAAAAAAAAUCUGAUCUAGUUGAAAACCAGAAGGUUUACACCAGGCCAAGGCCUUAUGAGUGCAGCCAAUGUGGGAAGACUUUCCUUACAUGGGCUCACCUUGUUUGUCAUUGGAAAAUUCAUACUGGAGAAUGGCCUUAUGAGUGCAGUGAAUGUGGGAAGUUCUUUAUUGACAGGUCCACACGCAUUAUUCAUCAGAGAGUUCACACCGGAGAAAGGCCUUAUGAGUGCAGAGAAUGCGGUAAGUUCUUUAUGGAUAGGCCCACACUCAUUAGACAUCAGAGAGUUCAUAGUGGGGAAAGGUGUUAUGAGUGCAGCAUAUGUGGGGAAUUCUUUAGGUGUAACUCCAUCCUCAUUAAACAUUGGAGAAUUCAUACUGGAGAAAGGCCGUAUAAGUGCAGCGAAUGUGGGAAACCCUGUAGGUACCACUGCAAACUCAUUAGGUAUCAGAGAGUUCACACUGGAGAAAGGCCUUAUGAGUGCCUCGAAUGUGGAAAACUCUUUAAAUACUAAACCAGCCUCUUUAAACAUUGGAGAAUUCAUACUGGAGAGAGGCCUUAUGAAUGUAGCAAAUGUGGGAGAGUCUUUAACCAAAACUCCCACCUUAUUCAGCACCAAAAAGUUCACACCAGAUAAAGAACCUAUAUAUAAUGCAAAUGUGGAAAGACUCCACACAGAAAUCUGCUUUGAUUUAGUACUGGGAAUUAUGAUAUUAUUAUUUUUAAUUUAAAAUACAGCUAACAUAACGUCUAACAUCCUAACUGUAUAUAAGUGUACGGUUCAUUAGUGUUAUUUGCAUUGUUGUGCAAUGAAUAUCCAGGUCCUUUCAACUCCUGAAACUAAAACUCUGUACCCUUUAAACACUCAUUCCCACUCCACCUAGUCCCUAACAGCAACCACUCUGUAUGAAUUUAUUAGUCCAGGUACCCCAUAUGAGAAAACUUAAGUUUUGGUCUUCUUGUGACUUAUUUUGUGCCUUAUUUCACUUAAUACCUUCAAGGUUUAUCCAUGUUGUAGCAUGAAUUAGAAUUUCCAUCUUUUUAAAGCCUGAAUAAAAUUCUGUUAUACUCAUGUGUUACUUAACAAUGUGGAUAUAUCCUGAGAAAUGCAAGAUUUGGUGAUUUUGUGAUUGUGUAAAUUCCUAUGCUAUAUAUGUAUAUAGACUAUAUCUUCUAGGCUACAAACUUGUACAGCAUAUUAUUGCACUGAAUUCUGUAGGUAGUUGGAACACAUAGCAAGUAAUUGUAUCUAAAUAUAUGUAAACAGAGAAAAAUCCAGUAAAAAUGAAAUAUAAAAGAUUAAAAAAAGAAAAAGUA